Zophobas morio is the source of this 1668-nucleotide messenger RNA. RefSeq lists its product as uncharacterized. The record is from RefSeq and is a predicted model, not a curated record. Lineage: Eukaryota; Metazoa; Arthropoda; Insecta; Coleoptera; Tenebrionidae. The transcript has a single exon. The coding region runs from base 1 to 1668 and encodes 555 amino acids.
AUGCCCACACCCGAAGAAAUCCUUACCGAGCUGGAGGGAUUACGCAUUAAACGUGAAUCACUAUUUGCUAGAAUUCAGAACGUUCUGGAUUCUUCUCGAACCCUAACCUCAGAAAAUGUUCGCUUGUUUCGACCUCGAAUUGAUAAAUUAGUGGAAUUGGAGGCAAGAUUUGAGGGAAUUCAAGAUCAAAUAAUCGACCGCAAUUCGCAAAUAAAAAUUGCUGCAGAUAAAUUGGAGGUUCUAAAUGUCCAAAAAGCAUGUGAUAAUAUCAUCUACGAAGUUCGUGGAAAAUAUAUGGAUCUGAUUCGAAGUAUGCCAGCCUCGAGCGAUACCAGUUCAGCCCCACACACGUCCACGGCUAGCAAAUCCUCUCUACCUAAUAUUGCCAUUCCAAAGUUCAGCGGAAAGAUCGAAGAUUGGAAUAAUUUUAUUUCUUUGUUUACUUCAAUUAUUCACAAAAACGCAACGCUUUCAUCAGCGGAGAAAUUUGUUUAUUUGCGAUCACUGCUUCAUUCCGACGCAUUAGCAGUCAUUUCGGCGCUCGAAGUCACUCCCGAAAAUUACGACCUUGCCUUCGCAGCUCUACAAAAUCGUUACCAAAACAAAAGAAGACUCGCCAUUCAUUAUCUUUCCCAAAUCAAAAAUUUUACUGGUUCAUCUUUGAACACCCGCAACGGCCUUCAACACUUUCUCAACAUUCACUCAAACUCCAUAAACGCUUUGAGAGCUCUGAAUAUUCCCGAUCUUGCUGACUUUCUCUUGUUCCAAAUGGUUUCUGAAAACCUUGAUACGAAUAUUCGUAAAGCCUUUGAAGCCAAAAUACAGAGUAACAGCAUUCCCACGUAUAAAGAAUUAAUCGACUUCGUAACCGAACAAUGCAAGACAUUUGAAGUUGUCGGCGCUGCUGAAACCUCCAACACGAGCAAAUCGCGCUUAAAAUCUCUACCAUCCAAGCGCCCCAACUCUUUCCUUACUAAAACGAAGGAAAAUAAUAGCCCUGGAAGCUCUCGAAAGGGACUACCACCUGCACCGACGUGUCCAUUAUGCCAAAAUAGUCAUUCACUAUCACGUUGUGAAGAAUUUCUCGCCCAAGGUAUCCAACAAAAAUAUGAUACGAUAAAAUCUCUCAAACGAUGUUUCAACUGCCUGGGUAACCAUUUCCUAACCUCUUGUGCUUCUACAAAUACGUGUAAACACUGCAAUGGCAAACAUCACACACUCUUGCAUGCAGAGAAGGACAGUACAAAGGAAAUUCCACCGAAUAGUACUACUGUAACACUAUCCUGUCGAACUACGAACAACCUGCUUCCCCAUCAUGUCUUAUUAGGAACAGUACAGCUUUUCAUUCAAGAUGAAGCUGGAAUCUUUUGGCCAAUUCGAGCAGUUGUUGAUCCUGGAUCACAAAUCUCCGCGAUAACUUUAAGAACAGUGAACAGAUUGGGUCUUAGGCGAUCGCAAGCAAAAAAUAUCGAGGUAAGUGGUAUAUCAGGAUCAUACACAAAAACACAAGGAAUAGUGAACUGCACUUUACGUUCCAAAUAUUCAUCUGAAAGUCUCAAGGUAAAUGCUGUGGUGUUAACAUCCAUCGCCAAUAAAUUGCCUACGCUUCCUCUACCAACUUCUAUUCGUCAAAUUUAUGGAAAUCGACCUUGCCGAUUCUUCCUUUGA